CGAAACGGGACGUUCGUGUUUUGUUACUCGCUAACUUGACAUCGUUUGUGCUAGCCUUUAGCUAGCUGGUAUUGAUAAGGUGAGCUGAGGAGAUUGUUGGAGAUUGUUGCUGCUCUUGAGGGACUUGGUCUCAUUUUUAACAACCUGAGCACAGGUCCAAGGGUGGAUAUUGUCGCUGAGUGCCUGGAUACGCUUGUCAUUUCUCGGAAAACAGCCUGUUGUCCUCAAACCUGCGGCGUGGGAGAAGCAACAACCGGUUAUCAAACUGAAUGGCCGAGGGCUCCUCAGACCCACCUGACCUCAAUCCAGAUGGGACGUCACAUAAAAAGCCACAUCAGCAUAAAUCCAGAAGAGGUCGGCCCAGACACAACAAUGACAGAAACCUGAGUAGUAAUAGUUUUGAUCCUUCUCAACGAUAUGGACACUUUCAUCAGGGCUUUAACCCCCCAUUUAGCCAUAAUAAUUUAGAUUAUGCAGAAUAUCAGCAUCUUCCCUACCAAGGAGAAGAUGGAGCCAGAAGGCGAGGCAGAGGUAGAGGGAGGCGAGAAGGGAAUAGAAGUGUAAACGGGAGUUUUGGUGGCUCCAGCUCCAUGUGGCAAAGACCUGGAAGUGACUAUGUCCUGCACAGUGGAGGCAACCACUCAGGUGCACAUCCCAUGGGUGGAGCUGAUAGCCCGAACUGGCGGAGAGGAGAUGUGAGCAGAAAUGUAGAACAAACCAAUGAAGACCAGGACGCCCGGGCAAAAAAACCCAGGAAGUUUAGCCAUGAGCAGAGGAGAGGAGAACAAAACAAGAAAGGCACCCGCUUAAAGGAGAACAACACUUCAGUAGAGCAUCAGAGGUCAGAUGACACCAAAGGAGAAAAUCAACCCUCAGAAAUCAGAGAGAGAACUCAGAGGAGCAGGGCAUGUCCAGACCUUCAACAUGAUGAUCUUCAGAGGAAACACUCUGAGGCACCCAAACCACCCAAACAUCAAUCUCAAGAGGAGGUGGGCUCAGAGGGUGGAGCCAGUGGCCAGGAUUACUCAGACCACAGGAGAUCAUCUCAGAAUUCAACCAGCAAGCCUGGGGGAGGUUCAGGACGACACACAACCCUCCAGGCCACAGGAGGGAGAAGGACACGCCAUCAAAACCAUAGACCUGGUCCGAGGAACUGGGACAAGAUGCCAGAGAGCAAGGAGACACAGACAGGGCGUCUAAUCGAACAGCUAUCCGAAGAGAAGUAUGAGUGCAUGGUGUGCUGUGAUAUUGUCAGGCUCAUGGCCCCGGUGUGGAGCUGCCACAGCUGCUUCCACGUCUUCCACCUGAACUGCAUCAAGAAAUGGGCUCGAUCCCCAGCCUCUCAGGCAGACGAUUCAGCUGAAGGAUGGCGUUGUCCAGCCUGUCAGAAUGUUGCACUGAAGAACCCGACUUCCUACACCUGCUUCUGUGGUAAAGUGACAAACCCAGAGUGGCAGCGCAGUGAGAUUCCCCACAGCUGUGGUGACAUGUGUGGGAAGAAAAGAAGUGGAUUGGAUUGCAACCACCCCUGUAACAUCUUAUGUCACCCUGGACCUUGUCCACAAUGUCCUGCCUUUGUUACAAAAUCCUGCAUAUGUGGGAAGACCAGUCAACCAAUGCGCUGUGGCCAGGCUACAGUGCUCCAGUGUGACAAAGUGUGUGGUGCUUUACUCAACUGUGCUGAACAUACGUGCACACAGGUUUGCCACAGUGGGGCAUGUCAGCCCUGCCAGCUGCAGGUUCAGCAGGUUUGCUACUGUGGAGUUACAACUCGUAAAGUCCUGUGUGGAACAGAUAAAGAAGGAUUUGAUGGUUUGGGAAAUUUCUCCUGUCAAAAAAUAUGUGGAAUGAUGUUGGACUGCGAAGCCCACCGGUGCCAGCAGGUGUGCCACCGUGGUCCAUGCCAGCAGUGCCCACGCUCCCCAACCCUGGUGAAGACUUGCCCCUGCGGUCAGACACCGCUGGCCAAACUCUUGGAGCUGGGCUACUCAGAACGACAAAGCUGCUCUGAUCCAAUCCCUUCCUGUGGAAAGACGUGCAACAAACCCUUGGCCUGUGGCUCCAGCGACACCAUCCAUCUGUGUGAGAAUCUGUGCCAUGAGGGCAGCUGUGGGCCCUGCUUGCUGACCUCUACCAUCAGAUGCAGAUGUGGCUCCAAGACCAAGGAGGUCCCAUGUGCAACAAUCCAGAAAGAGGAUGAGCUCGUCUUCACCUGCGAGAAGCGCUGCAACAAGAAACGCUCCUGUGGCCGACACAAGUGUGGCGAGCUGUGUUGUGUGACUGUGGAGCACAAGUGCCCCCUGAUCUGCGGCUACAAGCUCAACUGUGGCCUCCACCGCUGCCAGGAGCCUUGUCACCGUGGAAACUGUGAACCCUGCUGGCAGUCCAGUUUUGAUGAGCUGACGUGUCACUGUGGGCUCACUGUGUUGUACCCGCCCAUCCCCUGUGGCACCAAGCCACCAGAGUGCAAAAACCUGUGUACAAGAAGACAUGAGUGUGACCACCCAGUGUUUCAUAACUGCCACAGUGAAGAGAAGUGUCCACCCUGCACAUAUCUCACUCAGAAGUGGUGCAUGGGAAAGCACGAGCAACGCAGCAACAUCCCGUGCCAUCUGCAAGACAUUUCUUGUGGCCUGACAUGUAAUAAAGCGCUGCCAUGUGAAAUGCACCGCUGCAGACGGAUUUGCCACCGGGGCGAUUGCUUGGCAGAAGGCAGCUGCCAGCAACCCUGCAUACUGCCUCGUCCAGACUGUGGCCACCCGUGCUCAGUUCCCUGUCAUAAGGGCAGCGGCUGCCCACACACCACCUGCACUGCCAAGAUAGCUCUACAGUGUGAUUGUGGUCGAAGAAAGGAAAAAGUCAUCUGCACAGAAGCAGCCAGUUCUUAUCAGAGGUAUGCAGCCAUCGCCAUGGCAAGUAAACUGUCUGACAUGCAGCUUGGCGACUCCAUGGACAUUGGCCCGUUCCUCACUAAGAAAGAGUUGAGACAAACCAGGCUUGAAUGUGAUCAAGAGUGUGCUACUUUGGAGAGAAACAGGCGCCUGGCUGAGGCGUUACAGAUAGACUCGUCUUCUGACCCCUUCAACGUCCGCUCCACCUCUGUAUACAGCGACAGCCUCAAAGAGGACGCCAGAAAAGAUCUGAAAUUUGUCACAGAAGUAGAAGAGGAGAUCAAGAAUCUUGUUGAGCUUGUUAAUAAGGGAAAACAGCCAAAGAGGAGCCACUGUUUCCCACCCAUGAACAGAGAACACCGGAAGAUCAUCCACGAGCUGGCUGAGGUCUACAGUGUGGACAGCGUGAGCUACGACAGUGAGCCCAAACGCAACGUGGUCAUCACAGCGCACAAGGGGAAGUCGGCCUGUCCAAACUCAACCCUGACAUCACUGAUAGAGAGAGAGACGGCUGCAAGAGCCCCUCCUCCCAUUGCUCAUAUUAAACAGCACAGUAGCAAGGCUGCCAGUGGAAGCACCUGGUCGAAGAUGGUUAAAGAAGAGCCUGUGAUAGAUUAUUUUGAUGUCCAGGACUAAUAUGAGGCCAGACAAAAUAAGGGGAAACUUCAGGAUCUGCUCAGAAACAUCUCUCUACAUCUGCCAAAAAAAUCUGAAUAACGCUUUUCAUUUGUGUUCGUGAAAGAUCAGUUAGAAUUCCUCUGGCUUCAAAAUCGAAUAAAAUUGUGUUUGAGAACAUCUCUAAGAUGUGAUUGCCUUGUGGGGAAACCCACACUUGGUAAACCUGGGAGGAGGAAUUGAACGAGUGUUGAGUGAAGACUCCUAACGAAUUUAGAUAUUAAAGUUGAUCUAAACUUGCUCACAUUCUGAAGAUGGAACAUUGUGAAAAGCUCCAGAGUGUUUUCUUUGCCUCCCUUGUGUGCCGCCACUCCCUCAUUGAAGCCAAUUUAAUAAAAAAUUCCCCCUCAUUCAAAAGACACAAUUGUUGAUAUCAAUUUAAUGCAUCAGUUUCAAAAUUCAAGCACUCCUCAUAAAAAUAGCACAUAUCUCAACAGUAGAUGCUUCUUCAGAUUGAACUCUCUCGUUUGAGAUUCUCCAACAGUGUGCCAAGCAGUUUUUCAGCCAUGGGGUGUCUUUUUGUUUUUCCCUGCUGGUACUGAGCCAAGACUUCAGUAGUAAACCUCUGCUGAUUGAGGCUGUGGGUAGGUAGGAGUUGGCUGCACUGCGGAAAGAACGCUUUGUUUGAAACGCACAGCUAUGACCCAGAUGUGGUGCUGCAUUUUCUGAAAACUCUUCCAUAGUCAAACCUUAAGGAAUUUUGAGGUCAGGCUCAGCACUUCUGAACCUCAUGGGGAUUCAUAUCUUACUCAAGGACAUUUAAACAGGGAGGAUGUUGGUCAUCGUGAAAGCCAAUGGACCAUUUCAGUCAGGUUAAAAGAGUAUAGAUGCCAGCUCAGACUUGAGUCAUUAAACUGCACAGCAUAAAAACAGCAUUUGUAUUCACAUGCGACUCAGUUUUUCUUCUAUUUUUCUUUUUAUUAAAUCAUUAGCCACAGUUCUCUACAUGCCAAAAUAUGUCAAUAGACAAUAUAAUGGCAACGACUACAGCCUGUUCCUCCAUUUUACUUUUAUGCAGUUUUUAUGCAUUUUUCAAGAAAUUUGUGAAUAUGAACUGUGUGGUUUUUAGUUCACUCAAAAGUGAUAUGUUUACAGUUCCUAAGUCUAAAUUAAUUUGUUCUCAUUUUAUUGUGGAUAAAAAUACAUAAUAUUGUGUGUUGUCCAAGGAAAGCAAAAUAGUAUUUGUCUCAUGUAAUACCACAUCAUAUCUUGUAGAACAAGAGUCUUUAAAAUAUUCUCUCAAUGUUGAUAAUGAGUUAAGUUGUAAUAAUAGUCCAAAAUCACUCCAUUUCAUAGCCCCCUUUUCCUUUAUAAAGGGUUCAUAAGUUUGAACCGAUUGCUCUAUCAAUGGUUAAUUAAUCAUUUAGUAACCCUGUAUAAAUUCAUAAUAAACCAUUA
Xiphias gladius (swordfish) is the source of this 4964-nucleotide messenger RNA. RefSeq names its product nuclear transcription factor, X-box binding 1 (gene nfx1). Bases 270 to 3527 code for a protein of 1085 amino acids. Gene Ontology annotation, cellular component: nucleus. Gene Ontology annotation, molecular function: RNA polymerase II transcription regulatory region sequence-specific DNA binding; zinc ion binding; DNA-binding transcription factor activity, RNA polymerase II-specific. The transcript has 23 exons. Gene Ontology annotation, biological process: negative regulation of transcription by RNA polymerase II. The record is from RefSeq and is a predicted model, not a curated record. Lineage: Eukaryota; Metazoa; Chordata; Actinopteri; Istiophoriformes; Xiphiidae.